Molecule: messenger RNA, 580 nt
Organism: Strongylocentrotus purpuratus (purple sea urchin)
Lineage: Eukaryota; Metazoa; Echinodermata; Echinoidea; Camarodonta; Strongylocentrotidae
Exons: 4
Coding region: 68-580 (170 amino acids)
Cellular component (GO): membrane
Molecular function (GO): wide pore channel activity
Source: RefSeq, a predicted model, not a curated record
UGGGCGCACCUUUGCGACGCACGGAAGUUCAAAGCUAUUUCAAGAUAAAUUUCGCAGAAGAACCAAGAUGUUUGGCGGAAAAAAGUCCACCCCAAUCAUCCUUCUCGUCAUUCUACUUCUUCAGGAUGCGCGCCGAUGUUCUGCAGGGCUACCGAUACCCAGCGGUGUCACUUUCCUGGGUAUCGGGUAUAACAUCGUCGAGGGUAACCCUGAAGGGGGCGACAUGGCCACCGGGGGCGUUGACCCCGGACUCCUGGUUAGUCGGUCGAUCUUCGUCAUGACGUACGACGAGGGUAAGAUCACUAACGAUGGAAAGUACCAGAUCCCGGACGAGGUUAACUUUGAACUUCGGGACGCCGCCUUUACCUCGUCUUCAGCGACCACCUUUCAUGGUACUUCCAGUUAUGCCAAGAAGCUUUCAGCUCAGGUGUCUGUUGGUGGUGGAUAUAGCGGCUUGUUUGCUAGUGUUGAAUUCGCCGCAAGCGCCCGUUAUCAAAAAAUCGAGUCGCGAACGAGCAGCGAAGGUUAUAUCUACUACGCGAAUGAAACGUAUCAAACUAUGGCAACGCGCGUUACUUGA